GGCGUUUGGCUGACAGCAGGGCGGCUUGGGGUGUCUGGGAGAUGCCCAAAGACCUUCUGAGAUGAUAUCGAUCCAUUCAGAUGUCACCAUCUGCUCUCUGUGGCCGACGCUGAUCUGACGAAUUGAGGUGCGAGGAGCCAGCAGGAGGGGCGCGAGGCAACCAACGAUGACAGUGCGUGUGGUUGCUUUGUGGUUGUGGCAGCUCUGCAGUCAAUCAAACAGUGAGUGGUCUCCGUCCGAGUCUACAGAUGUGGACUGCUGCUCGUGACGGCCCUCUCACAUCAAGCAAAGCAUCAUCCGCUGCCUCAGCUGCUUCCGGUAAGGGUGACGCUGCAACAGGGAGACUCACGCAGACACAUAGGCUUGUGCGUGUGUGUAUCGUGCUUCAGGUGCCAGCAACGCGUCGUGUGCGAACCAACAGCAGCAGCAGCAUGAUCGCCUUCUCAGUGCCUCUGACGUGCCUGAGGAGGCAGCGGUCAUCAUCGCCGAGUACGUUAGGAGCUAUUCGCAGCUGGCGGCCCUCAUCGACGCCCACCCCACCCUCCGCACCUCCGCCCUCCUGCUGCCCAUUCUUAUCCGACUGCUGCCCGCCGUGGUGGAGGGCAGCUUCGGUGCUCUGGUGGAGAUGCCCAUCCCUCAGCUGGCCCUGGACAUGGCUGCUGCCACGGUGGCCCCCAGUCAUCGCAACGCCCUCAGCCGAUUUCUCCUGCCCAUCCUUCUGCGUGUAUUGGGCGUGCUGCUGCCCAUUGCCGGCCUCGGCUCAUUCCUGAUGUGGGUCAUCCCCCGGCUGCCGCUACCUGCAGCACUCAGCCACGGCUGCCGCAUGGCAGUCGCCAUCGAGCAGCUGACACGCCGGCUGAAGAUGCUGGAGCGUGGCGGCGAUUGGGCGAGGUGGCGGCCCCAUUUGGAGAUGCUCUAUCACAUACGCGGCAAGCGGCCAGUGGUGCUGGGCGAUGGGCAUUUCGAGGUGUUCGGCAGCCAGACGGGCCGGGGCUUCAUCGGCGAGACCGAGGCGGUCCGGCAAUGGAAGAUACUCAGCCGGGGCCUGACUGUCCACUAUGAAGGCCAGUAAAGACAGCUGAUGGACGGCGACAAGCUUCUUGACUUGGGCUACUGUCUCCCCGCCCUCCUCGCCGCACCCAGCCCCCUUUUCCCUCACGACACAUUCAACGCCGCCGACCCGCCCACAGAGCUGGGUUGCUGGACGUACCGCACUUACGUGGGCAGCGUGCACGCCAACUACACGUCAAUGGCGGCAUUCGUCCUCUUCCACUGGCUUUACGAAACGUAUCCAAUCGACUUAAAGUAUGCUAGAUUCUGGUCGUCUCACGAUCGUGAUUCUGCUGCGUUCCGGCGAAUGACUGAUCUGAUGGCGGCCCCUCCCAGCGAUGCGGCACAGUGGGGGCCGGGGGUGGCGGUGUUCGACAGCAAAAGGCCGCCCCUCGGAAGAAAGUGGCCACCCCUCGGAAGGGUACAGCAUAAUCGGCUGGUGGUGCUGGGGAGUGAGGCGAUGGGCGAUGGGCUCAUGGCACUCGUCCGGCUGACGGAUUCGGGGCGUCACUCAGUGGAUGUGGAUAUCUUCACGAACGAGCCAGCGGUCGUAGACGACCAGGGUGGCUGUGUUUCCAUCUGGACCGACUCCCCCCGUAUACCCUAUACCAGCACGCGCAGGGCCGUGAUGAGUGUGUUGGGGGAUCACUUGGGGGGCAAGGUGUGGCGGAAGGAGCAGGAGAGGUGAAUUGGGGGCAGGACAGAUGGGGUGGAUGAUGGUGGGUGGGUGUCUGUGUGUCGAUUGUCGUUUUAGUACAGGAUACAGGAGGGGGACAGACAGACAGACAGACAACAGGUUUCCCUCUGUCUGCCUGCUGGCUGAGUGUGUGGCGCCUUGAUAUGCGUCCCAUUAACUGCACGUUGCGAAUGGGCUGUAUGGAGUGUGUGAACUAACGCUGUGCGUGGUGACGCACGGCAUAACUUGUGUCCGUGCGGAUGUGAUGUGCAGACCUUCUUCUAUGAACACUGUUUCAUGUGGAGGCUGUGUGACUGUUUCGUGGAGGCUCAUGCUUGUAUGGCUGGUGAAACGAAGCGACUUGUGUCAAGCCAUUAAGUCAUUGACAAAAGCGAUG
Molecule: messenger RNA, 2123 nt
Organism: Vitrella brassicaformis
Lineage: Eukaryota; Vitrellaceae
Source: the annotation of a GenBank genome assembly